UCCCCAGUCUGAUGUGUACUCCCACUCCACUCUGAUGUGUACUGUUCCCUCGUCGUUAGCAGUCGAGACUCGAUAGCAAAUUAAAGGCGACGCUACUCCGAUGGGUGUCCCUGCUGUUCCUGCCGGCAAGCACGGCCGCCGCUUGUAGAGCUGAUGAUUUCCUCGGCUAGCAGGGCACUACCGAAGUCUCAACUACAGCAGGAAGUCGUGGCCAUGGACUUGGGGGUCAUGGCGCCUGCGGAGGAACAGGGCAAGGAAGUCAACGAGAUCGCGCCUGCAGCUUCAGAGCAGCAGCAGGAAACGCAGGAGCGACAUCAGAUGCCGCCUGCAGCUUCCGAGAAUAAGGAAAAGGAGGAGGUAGCCAAGAUCGAUGAGGUAUUGAGUUGGCUGAAGCCCUUGCCGGCUAAAAUCACUGAGCUGCUGGAAUCUGCUGGCCCUCGCCGCGUCAGGGAUCAUCCUGAACGGCGCGCCCUGGAGUUCAUGAAGAUGGAGCUGACAGAUCUUGUCGACUCACUGAAAUCCAUGCUGCCUCCAUUGCAGGAUGGUCGUGUUGGCGCCGAGCUCAAGAUGGACUGGCUGAACAGAUUGAUUCUUUUCGCCAGAGAUGCCCAUAGCCUCGUCAAACAAGUUUCUGAUUCCCGACUUCACACACUGCUGCGAAGAGCCACGCAGUUCUUCCGCCGUAGUAAUAAAGUUUUGAUGUAUAUGGCGGAAGAAUCUUUCCGUGCAGCCGAAUAUGCAAGCAAGUAUAGGUGCCUUCUUCUUGCCAGUAGCAGUUCCGUUGCCAGUGGCAGUUCCGACCACGCGCUGCCACCCUGCUCAGACCACCUCCUUUUUGGCAUCGAUCGCCCCAUAAAGAAGCUCCUUGGAUGGCUCACGUCUCAGGAGGAGACGGAAGAAAGGGGGCUAAAGUUCAUAGCCAUUGUUGGAGCUGCCGGGAUGGGCAAGACAACUCUUGCCAUGGAGCUCCACCGCCGGCUCCAGUGCCAAGCUAGCGGUGGAUACAACUCUUUCCAGUGCAAUGCUGUGGCUCAGGUGUCUAAUAGUACUCGAAGAAUGGAGCUUCUUCUCAGGGACAUCCUCUCACGAAUUUCAUACGGCACAUCACCACUGCUACCAUCUGAUCAAUCACCAUCCAAGACGACGGAGCUACUAGUUUACCGCGUUCGAGAAUACCUGCAAGAUAAGAGGUACUUCAUCUUAAUUGAUGAUUUGUGGCACAGAGAAGAUUGGGAAGAAAUCAAAGGUGCCUUUCCUAAUAAUAAUCUUGAUAGCCGAUUAUUGAUUACAACACGUGUUGAAAGUAUAGCAUGGUCAUGUUGUUCUGAUUCUAAAGGUUUGCUUGUGCACGAGAUGAAACCUUUGAAUCAGAUGGAUUCAGAAAGGCUGCUUUUAGUAAAAGCUUUUGGUUCUGUUGAUGGUUGCCCGUCAGACAGCAUGAAGCUAUUCUGCGAUAAAAUCCUGAUGACAUGUCAAGGUAUACCAUUGUUCGUAACUGGCACGGCAGAUUGGUUGAAAGAACAAUUGCAGCUGCAGCAGAAGCAGCAGAGGUAUGCAAUUUGUAGCGAGGAACAAGUCCCCCAGCUACCAGAACUAUUUGAACAAGAACUGUCCUCUGCUUUUGAUGACCUUCCUUCUGAGCUACCAGAACUAUUUGGACAAGAACUGUCCUCUGCUUUCGGUGACCUUCCUUCUGAGCUACCAGAACUAUUUGAACAAGAACUGUCCUCUGCUUUUGAUGACCUUCCUUCUGAGCUGACAACGGUAUUUUUAUGCAUGAGUAUGUUUCCUUAUUGUUACAGCUUUGAGAAGGAUCAUCUUAUCUUGAAAUGGAUUUCUGAGUGCCAUACCAGUUGGCCAGAAUAUUAUGUUAUUCGUAAACGUAAGGAAGAAGGAAAUGAGUACUUCUCCCAGCUAGUCGACAGGAAUGUCAUUUCCAGUGCAGCAGCAAAUUGCAAACCCGGUUUGAGUGAAGACGAGGCCUGCCAGUGGCAUAUAAAUCAAUUUAUGCAGCAGUUCCUUGCCUCCAAAUCUGCAAAGAUAGGUUUUGCUUUCACCAGCACCACGCUGACGGGUAAUGUAACUAGGAUGCCAAGGAGGCUAGCCCUCCAUCAUCCUGAUCCCCUGCUCCCAUCAGAGAUUCAGACUAAGGAUUUGUCCCAAACUCGUUGGCUAACUGUAUCUGGUUCGGUCAGUGCGAUCCCUGUUAACAUGUUUGUCAAUUUAGUGGUGCUGGAUCUUGAAGGUUGGGAUAAUUUUAAUAACCAGGACCUAGAGGAGAUAUGCAGAGGCAAAAUGUUUGUUUUGGAGUAUUUGAGCAUUAGGAAGACUCGAGUGAGCAAGCUCCCACAUGAGAUCAAGGACCUGCAGAAUCUGAUGAUAUUGGAUGUAAGUUGCACCACGAUAAGUGUGCUUCCGUCUGGAGUGUUCAAGCUAAAAAGAUUGUACCAUCUGGAUCUAAGAGGCACAGCGAUAAGGAAACUGACAAACGAAAUUGUGGGGCUACAGAGUACUUUGCAUGCUCUUCUUGUUGGUGAUGAAGGAAUGAUUAAUUCCGUUGAAGCGGCAACAUGGGUACCACACGAUAUACAGCGUUUUCACGCACUACAUACACUAGCAACUAUAGAUUUAACUGGACAAGCCGAAAGCUUCAUCCAGGCUCUUGGAGAUCUACACACUCUGAGGGUGCUGGCAGUAACAUGGUCUUUUCACCAGAGCACUGACAGAGCAUGCCGUCAAGCAUUAGAAUCAUCCAUCCAGAAGUUGCAUAGGCUCGAGUCUCUGACAAUUCACUGUGGACUCGGCUGCUCCAUGGAGUUCCUAGGUGUGUCUGAUAACUGUAGGCCCUGGACGCUCGAGAAGUUCAAGGUGACAGCUGGAAGAUUUGCACGCGUUCCCAGGUGGAUCGACAACUACCAAAAGCUUCUACGUUUCGUGCAAAUCACCGUCUGCAGACUAGAGACGGAUGAUCUCAAGAGGCUUGGAGAAUUGCUCCAACUUCAGUUCUUAACACUAGGCUUGGACUUCGUCCCCGAAGAAGCUAUAGUGAUCGAUAAGGCGGGGUUCAGUGAGCUUCAGAGAUUCUCCGUCGACUGCCAAAUGCCAUGGCUCACUUUCAAGACAGGAGCUAUGCGGAAGCUCAGAUAUCUUCAACUGACAUUCAACACAUGCCCUGCGAGCAGCCAGACCCAGACUAAUGUUCCGUCAGGUAUCGGCAGCCUCCAAAGUCUUUCUGAGGUAGCCUUGUGCUACAACGCAAGGUACAGCACCAGGCCCAGCGUCAAGGCGACAGUGGAGGCAGCGAGGAAACAAGUCGCAGAGAACCCCAACCAGAUCGACCUUUUCAUCAAUGGCCACCAAGACUACGAUGUUCAAGAAGCUGAUGAGGAGACAGAGAAUGCGAACGGAACCAUCAGACGAGUUGAUGCUGAAACCAAAUGUGAUGCUCGAGCAGUCCUUGAGGAGGCAAGCAGGAGGACUACAGAAGAGUAUCAGAGUGAGAUCGAAGCUGAAGCUGAUGCCCGGAGCGACUCCUAGGCACGUACGGCUUAGAAAGCUGCAUGUACACUUGUGGCAAAAUUAAAGGGAAGGAAUCCACUAGUCCAGUACUUGUACUGUUGUACAUGGAGCGUGCCGAUGGAUGGUACGGUACAGAUCAUGUGUCCGUAUAUAGCUGCUGUUGCCCUGUUGGCUGCUGCUUGUAUCCGUAUAUAGUGAUGUCGUGUGAUUUGUGUUUUCUGGUUCCAUUUGUGUUACUGUUCGUAACUCGUGAGUCGUGAUGCCUUCCGGGAAAUCGGAAAUUCUUGCAAUUUCCUUUGGAACAUGAUGAACCGUUCUUGCGCGCCACC
Molecule: messenger RNA, 3848 nt
Organism: Setaria italica (foxtail millet)
Lineage: Eukaryota; Viridiplantae; Streptophyta; Magnoliopsida; Poales; Poaceae
Product: disease resistance protein RPM1
Exons: 2
Coding region: 154-3537 (1127 amino acids)
Biological process (GO): defense response to other organism
Molecular function (GO): ADP binding
Source: RefSeq, a predicted model, not a curated record